Molecule: messenger RNA, 426 nt
Organism: Williopsis jadinii
Lineage: Eukaryota; Fungi; Ascomycota; Saccharomycetes; Phaffomycetales; Wickerhamomycetaceae
Exons: 1
Biological process (GO): transmembrane transport
Cellular component (GO): fungal-type vacuole membrane
Molecular function (GO): transmembrane transporter activity
Source: RefSeq, a predicted model, not a curated record
AUUCCUGGAAGGUUUCUCCCAAAUUACCUCGCUGAUAGAUAUGGUUGCUUGAACGUUAUGAGCGUAUGUGUUGCCAUUUGUUCGCUUUUGAUUCUGGUCGUCUGGUUGCCAUUUGGAAGUAACCUAAGUACCAUGUAUGCCUUUGCGGGCCUUUUUGGUUUCUUCUCGAGCUCAACCAUGUCAUUGACACCGGUAUGUUGUGGUGUUGUGGGUAAGACGGAAGAUUUUGGCAAAAGAUAUGGAACUGUCUACUUCCUGGUUGCCUUUGGUAACCUAAUUUCUCUACCAAUUGGUGGUGCCAUCAUUGGUAAUGGAUCUGGAUAUUCCAACAUGAUUCUCUUUUGUGGAAUCAUUGAAGGUGUUGCUGCUAUCCUCUGGAUAGUUUCCAUCUAUACCAUCGUUGGCUGGAAGAUCAGAAGAGUUUAG